Messenger RNA from Colletotrichum truncatum, 1545 nucleotides. Its product is annotated as cytochrome p450. NCBI's taxonomy places the organism in Eukaryota, Fungi, Ascomycota, Sordariomycetes, Glomerellales, Glomerellaceae. The record is from RefSeq and is a predicted model, not a curated record. Gene Ontology annotation, molecular function: iron ion binding; heme binding; oxidoreductase activity, acting on paired donors, with incorporation or reduction of molecular oxygen.
AUGAAUCGAUCGACUACGAUGUCGUCCAUGCCAAUGGAGCUCAAUUUGCCCCAGGUGGUACCCGGGGGCAAACACAUCAGCUAUUAUGUCGCUGUCAGCGCGAUACUAGUAGUGGCUUGGGUUUUUCAAACACGAAAACAGAAGCUGUCAAUACCAUUCUACAAGGCCGCCAAGACGAAAUGGAUGUUCGAUGCCGAGACCUUGAUUCGCGACAGUUAUAGCAAGUUCCGCGACACCGUUUAUCAGAUCAAGGCGACGGAGGGCCUACAGGUGCUGAUUCCUGCAAAGCUCAUUGGCGAACUGAGGAGUCUGCCCGAAGAGGUUCUGAGCGCAACCGAAGCCGUAGAUGAAGCCAUGUUAAGUCGAUAUACCAACUUUACGCUAGGCCAUCAUGCCGACUUGCUCUCUACGCUUGUCCGUUGUAAGCUAUCGCAGAAUCUGGCCAGGCUCGUGCCUCAACUCAAAGGCGAACUUGAAUACGUCGUAGCUACUGAGUUUCCUGACUGCAAGGGUUUAGACUGGACACCGGUAAAGUUCCAGCCGUUUGCGUUACGAGCCAUCGCACGAAUCAGUGGCCGGGCUUUUGUCGGAGCCGACAUCAACCGCCAGGAAAAGUGGAUGGAUAUCAGUGUCAACUUUGCAAUUCAUGUCUUCGUCGCCGUUGUCAAGAUGCAGCUGUUCCCCGAAUGGGCGCGGCCGGUUGCCCAAUACAUGGUCUCGGAGUUGGGGCAGAUUCGGAAGGAUAUUGACCUCGCCAGCGACAUGUUGAAACCAGUCAUCGAGGAGCGUCUCCGCGACUUGGAGAUGCCCGACUAUGAACAAGCACCUGACGACCUUAUCCAAUGGCUAGUGGAGGCACUACCGGUGGAGGAGAAGACAGACAUCAGAGCCCAAGCACAUUUGCAGCUCAUCCUGGCGGCUGCAUCGAUCCACACGACUAACAAUCUCGUCACUGACUGCAUUUAUGACCUUGCAGCCAACCCCGACGCCCAAGAGAUGUUGCGUGAGGAGGCACGCCAAGUACUGGAGGUUGAACAUGGGUGGGCCAAGAAAGAAAGUAUGGCCAAGCUAAAGAAGCUGGACAGCUUCAUGAAGGAGACCCAACGCCUUGCCGGCAAUAUCACCUCCUUCAUCCGUAAAGUCAUCAAGCCCAUCGAUUUAUCCGACGGCACCCACCUGCCCCCCGGCACCAAGCUGCUGGCACCACAGGCCGGCAUCUCGCACGACGAGCGUUAUUUCGAGAACCCGGAUCAAUUUGACGCAUUGAGAUUCUAUAAGCUACGACAGAAGUCCGACGAGGACGCAAACAGGUGGCAGUUCACCAGCAUCAGCGACACCAACAUGAACUUCGGCGCCGGCAAGCAUGCGUGCCCGGGCAGGUUCUUUGCAGGAAACGAAAUCAAGAUGAUCUUGGCGUACUUUCUGCUCAACUAUGACAUAAAGCUCAAGGAAGGAGAAACGCGCCCAAAGCCCACGGUUAUGGUUAUGAGCAAGUCACCAGAUCCUAAUGCGGAAGUACUCUUCCGGCGGCGAACAGCAGCGUAA